Chara braunii is the source of this 2563-nucleotide messenger RNA. Lineage: Eukaryota; Viridiplantae; Streptophyta; Charophyceae; Charales; Characeae. The record is from the annotation of a GenBank genome assembly.
UUCCCCUCACUGGCACUUCCUCUUUCACCCUCUCGGUCCUUCUGCUGGCCUCAGCGCUUUCGUUCUCCUUACGAUUGAUUACGAUCGCCUGCCAGCGUUCUGUCUCCUCCCAGCGGUCCAUUUUCAUCUGGGCUGUGCGAGUGUGUACUGCGCGGCGGGGGGGUUGCGGUAGUCUAGCACUCAUGGCCACCUUCAUGGGCAAGCCCGGUGCAAGCUCGGCUAUGGCUGCUGCCUUGCUGCUGACAGUCUUGAUAUCCCUGUCGUCACAGCUUGUGAUGGGUCAAUCAUGCAACUUCAGGAGCAGCGGAGGUCGAGUGACGUUAUCGGACGGUGAUAUUUGCUUUGAUGGACCUAUCGUCCACAGGGUGGGCGGUGUGGAGAAAACGACACUUUUCGUUAACUCUGGGCCCUGCGCCUAUGGUCCUUGCUCGGGUGGUAAUUGGAACUAUGCCCAGUGCGGUCGGAACUUCUACACCUCAGGAAACCGUGUCUGCAGGAGAAACCCGCACGAGCCGGUUUAUGGCGAGUGCGUCAUAAUAGAAAUCACUCAGGCUACAUACACCGACAACACCAACUGGAGGGGGGAGGACUGCAUCAUCAUCAGGACAAGCCCGUGAACAUGAGGAUCAGAUAGGCGAGCUCUAGAAUAGGGGUUUUUCUUCCAAGUCUCAUAAGUCACGUGGGUGAAGUGUCAUAAGUCACUCUGGCUUGUCACGCAAGCAAGGGUGAUUUGUUAAGUCAGGAUCACUUCCUUGAAUUCAGUAAGAGGCGCAGAGAAGCUUAUGACCGCGACGAUAGUCAUCCACCCACCAGCCACUCAGUGCAUACCAGGAGAAGGGGAGGAGAAGGAGAUCCUCCUCUUCUUUUUAAUGUUUUCGUCCUUCGCCUGCUCUGCUCGUGCUUUGUGCGCUACAAUAGAAAGGGGUAAGGGUUGUUUGGAGCUAAGCAUGCACAUCUUCAAGGAUCCAGGCGACACUAAAGAGAAGGAUAUUGAGAGGGAAGGAGGGGGAUUGAUGGGGGAAGACCGUGCAAAGGAGGCGAGCGGCAAAGUGAUGCCAGAAGAAGCCGUUGGCAAAAACGCAAUAGUUCAGGGGGAAUUCGAGAUGGGGGAGAGGUCGGAAGUGGCGGAAGUCAAGGGGGCGGCGGCAGACGGGACGAGGACGGUACGUCUGGGCCGGGAGGAGGACGGGGACAAAGCGCGGAGGGGGGGGAAGUGGCCGGAGAAGCUCCGUCGUCAAAGAGUUGCGAAAUCGAAGAAGAUCGAGGCUAAGACGGGGAUGCGCGACCUGGCGAAAUUGCAAGAGGGUUCGAAAUUGAAGAAGCUGAGCAGGGAGAGCUGGCUCAAUAUUAAAACUCAUGGCGAAGUGGAGAGCGGAUCGAUGGUAGAGCAGGCCAGUGGAGUGGAGCUUCAGAUCGACGACGCUAGAUGGCCUAGACCUCUAGAGACAGUAGUGUCAGGCAGGGUGGCGCUGGAUCUGCCGGCCAGAGGGGUUUCCGCGGAUGCGAUAGAGAGUCGAUGGUCAUGGACGGUGUUGGGGUCAGUCGUACACUUGUGGACAUAUGUCAUCGAGACGUUUGAGCUAGACAGUCAGAGGUGGCGACGGCCAGGCAUGACUAGCAUACAGGUAGUGGGCCACAUUUACUACUCGCGGGAGGUGCUAGCCACAGUCUAUUUUCACGGCAUCGUGCAUUAUUAUUGGCGAGAGGAGCAGAGCGCGAGGAGGAUCUUACUGGCUCGAGCGGGCUCCACACGGGGCGAGGUAGAGCGGCUGCACGAGGGUGUUCGGAGAGUGAUGACGACCUUGAGGAUUGGGGGACACUUCCCGUAUCUUAGCAGUCGACUGCGUGUGACACUCCCGUGCUUCAUGGCGGAGGAGCUUUGGGGACUUAGACGUCUGGGUGAGAUCUACUUUGCGGCUCUUGACUUGGAUAACCUUUGCCGAGGGUACGCUGACAGGGACUGGGUGCUGUAUGCACAGUUUGUAGCGGGGCCGCUUGUAGGCGAGCGAGGGCUGCAGUUGAUUAAGUUCCUGCGGGCCAUUGUACCUACUGGGAGCCCUGACCUGUAUUCUAUGUACCAGCCCCUAGCCUUCUGGACGAUGCUAGAGAGAGAGGCUCGGAGGCCUAUAGAUCAUUUAGCUGGAGUAGGACAGUUGUUAGCCGAGACUCGUGAGGAGAGGCCGGGCCAUCUGAUCUCGACCGGGGAAGUUGGGGAGUAUUACCAGCAGGUAUAUCCAAAGGCAGACGAUCUUGCGUGGUACGCUGAGGAUUGGAAGGAGUUCGAUGACAUAGACCCUUGGGGUGACCAGGACGAGGGCUGGGGAGAUCUGGUGCGGGCCGAGGGACAGGAGCAGGAAGGUGGAGAGGCGCCUCAGGAGGACGGCUGGGGACAUCUCCUUCAGGCCGAGGGACAGGAGGAAAUCCCAUGGAGGCAGAGGGUAGAUGAGGACACAGAUGAGGAUAUGCCAGAUGCAUGAGACGACUAGAGGCAGGGCAUAUCCUAGUGAGGUUUAGAUAAGAGAGUAGUGGAGAGACGGUGAGUAGAUAUCUUUAGGCGAGGCGA